Messenger RNA from Nicotiana attenuata, 1852 nucleotides. RefSeq names its product aspartic proteinase nepenthesin-1. Gene Ontology annotation, cellular component: extracellular region. Bases 355 to 1701 code for a protein of 448 amino acids. The record is from RefSeq and is a predicted model, not a curated record. NCBI's taxonomy places the organism in Eukaryota, Viridiplantae, Streptophyta, Magnoliopsida, Solanales, Solanaceae. Gene Ontology annotation, molecular function: aspartic-type endopeptidase activity. The transcript is spliced from 2 exons. Gene Ontology annotation, biological process: proteolysis.
CUUGUCAUCCCCAACAACCAUCCAUUGGUGUGAUAUUAAGUUGAUAUCUCACUUUCCCUUGAUGUUGAAAUGGCUCAAGUUUAGUACUGUCUAACUUGAAUUCCAACUUUUUCUCCAUUUUUUACAAUGCUCUCUUUUGAUUCCUCUUUUUAAGUGUUUGAUGCAUUCUUUUAUUCCUUGAGACCUUUCCUCCAUCAACUUCCUGGAAAUGCACAUAUAUUCACUGAAAAGUUCCAUCAUAUUUAAUCUUCGUUAGGAUUUGAACGUCGUGAGACAGUUCAGUUCUUAUCUGCCAUUGGUGUUAAAGGGAGAAUUGCGAGGAGUAGUCAACCCUAGUACGAGAGGAUUAGCAACAUGGCUUCAUCAAACUUUGCCAAUUUCAUCUUGUUUCUUUCUUUAUCAGUCUUGUUUGUUAAUAUUGUGUUAGUGAAUUCAACAUCAAGGCAUGCUCUAAUCAACAACCAAAAGGGAUUCAAGGUGAGUCUAAAACAUGUUGAUUCAGGUGGGAAUUUCACCAAAUUCGAGCGUUUACAACGCGCGAUGGCACGAGGGAAAUCAAGACUUCAAAGGCUAAACCUAAUGGCUAAUAAUUUGGUAGCAACAACAACCAAAGAUGACUCUGACAUUGUAAAGUCUACAAUCCAUGCAGGAAAUGGUGAGUUUCUCAUGCAAAUAUCCAUUGGCAGUCCAAGUGAAACCUAUAAUGCUAUAAUGGAUACAGGAAGUGAUUUAAUUUGGACUCAAUGCAAGCCUUGUAAAGAGUGUUUUGAUCAAUCCACACCUAUUUUUGAUCCAUCAAAAUCAUCCACUUUUUCCAAGAUUCCAUGUUCUAACAAACUUUGUGAAGCAUUGCCAAUGUCAUCUUGUGGGGAUAGUAAUUGUGAAUAUAUGUACACAUAUGGUGAUUAUUCAUCAAGUGAAGGUUUUUUAGCUAGUGAAACAUUCACUUUUGGCAAAAAUUCCAUCCCAAAAGUUGCAUUUGGAUGUGGAAAUGACAAUCAAGGCAGUGGAUUUAGUCAAGGUGCAGGUCUAGUUGGGCUAGGGAGAGGUCCAUUAUCACUUGUUUCUCAACUCCAAAUGCCUAAAUUUUCCUAUUGCUUAACCUCAAUUAAUGAUGAUGCUAAUAGCAAAAUUAGCAGCACAUUACUUAUGGGAACCAUAUCAAAUGAUGAUUAUUCCAAUAUUAUCACAACUCCAUUAGUGAAAAAUCCUUCUCAACCAUCUUUUUAUUAUCUUUCCUUAGAAGGAAUAUCUGUGGGAGAUACUCGAUUGCCUAUCAAGAAAUCCACAUUUUCACUCAACCAAGAUGGCACUGGAGGAGUAAUAAUAGACUCUGGGACAACCAUAACAUACUUAGAAGAAAGUGCAUUUAAACUUCUCAAGAAAGAGUUCUCUUCACAGGUAAACCUUCCGGUGGAUGACUCCAGCUCAACAGGACUGGAUUUAUGCUUCACUUUGCCUUCAAACACAAACAAUAUAGAGGUUCCCAAAUUGGUUUUCCAUUUUGAAGGUGCAGACUUGGAUUUGCCUGCUGACAAUUACAUGAUUGCUGAUUCAAGUAUGGGAGUUGCUUGUUUGGCCAUGGGAGGUUCAACUGGAAUGUCCAUAUUUGGAAAUGUACAGCAACAAAAUAUGCUUGUGAUUCAUGAUCUUAAUAAGGAGACUUUAUCAUUUGUACCAACACAAUGUGAUAAACUGUAGAAUAUGUAUGUGCUUCAGGUCUUCAUUUAUAUAUGUCUGUUUUCUUUUUCCAAUAUCUUUCUUUAGCAUUACAUAAAUUAUAUCAUUUGAAUCAACAAAGUGUAUUGCCAGUCUAAUUUGUUUGUGACUAUAUAUUUGUAUCACGUUAAUA